AAUCUUCACAGACCUUCCUGCCCAGGCCUCAUUUACUCUGAAAUGUUUACUCUUUAAAAUGCCUACAUCUUGAUGGCACAGUCCUUUGGUUUCCAGUGGGACCACUGACAUUGGUUCACUUAAGUGGCUCUUUUGGGGAAGAAUGAACAAGAAAACAUUUAGGAGCCCCCUUUAUCAUUCACCAAACCAAUGACCUCUGUGGAAUUGGGGAGGAGUCUGGAACCUCUGCCCUGUGCAUGGCUGGACCACAUGACCUGUCUGCCUGCAAGGGUCCUUCUUCGAGCCUAAAUACAACUAAAGUGUGAGAAACAACUUCCACACAAAAAGCUAGAGAGAUGGGGCUUAACAUUGGCAGAGAAUGGGAUGAAGUAUGACUGAAGCACUGGGUUUCCUUAAAUCUUUGGAGACAAGGUUCCUGUGGGUCACUACAAAGACAGUUGAGUCUCACAAUGCUGUGGGCUUCAGCAUGCAUUAAGGCCAUGCAGGGGCAGUUGAGAGCUGGGCUUCAAAGAGAGAGGGUGUGGGCCCAAAUCUCCUUCUGGAUUCCUGACAGCUUGACCAGAGUAGGAUUCCUGCUUGGUGCUGUACUAUUACAGGGAGUUGAGCAGCAGAAAAUAAAAUUGUUUUCUCCAGCCUCCCUGAGAUUUAAUGUGAAGAAAGAAUGCUUUUGUCAGGAACACUGCCUAGAUCUAUCAGCAGGGAUAGAGAUGGCUUUCCCUUCUUCACAACAUGCCUCUCCUCUUCCUUUGACACCACAGUGGCAGACACUCUGGCCUCCUCUGCCCCUUCCUCCAGGCCUGGGUAGAAGAAAGGCUUUGGGAAGAGUGACAGGCUCCCUGUGGUAGGUCUGUACCUUGUCACCAAGCCUCCUAAGCUCAGAUCUGUGGUAGCCACAGGAGAGCCAGCUCCAUGCUGUGUGGCUGGUGACAUUUCCGGCUGCCAGUACCCAACCAAUCAGUGACAGAUUCAGCUAGCUAGGAUGAUGACACAUGAAAUAUGCUAAUUUUCUCUAAAGAAUCUGGGAGGGGAGAGGUGGGGAGAGUAGUUUUGGCUGGGAGGGUGAGGCAGACAGGGCUAGGUAAGAGAGAGCCAGGCAUGGGUUUCAGUGGUCUGCCUGGCAGGACCAGGAGAGGGAAUGAGAGUCAGGGCUAGAGCUGGGGGGACCUGUCCUGGAGUGGCCCUAGGAACACAGUGGUGGAGGGGCCUGCUGAUGGCCAGGAACAAGGGGGGCAGGUAGCAGGGCCGGGAUGAAGUUCUGGGGCUCUUGGGAGGAAGACACUGGUCUUUCUUUCAAACAGGAGUAAAGUUACUUUUUGUUUUUCUCAGUGGUACCUCUUUAAAACCUAAAACAAAACUGGAAUGGAUGCCAUCUGAGUGGCUGAAGUAGUUGGCAUGAGCAUUCUAGGCUGGGGUGGGCUGUUCUUCAACCUCCAUGCUCCAAAACCCCCAAAAGUUAAAAACAGAACAGCAAUGAAACCUUGCUAACAAAACAUUGAAGAGGAGCCAAUCAGAAGAGUCAAACAGAGAAGGCCAGGUGUCAGUCUCAAUUCCUGAUGCAAGCAGAAGGAAACCUGUCCUAUGACGGAUCUGAGACUGAUUCUCACGGUGGCUCAGAAAUGCUGCCUGAACUGUCCUUUGGUUCCCUGAGACGUCAGGGGAGGGCAGGCAGGGCACCUGGGAGAAAGCUGGAGGUAGAGGGUGGGGUUCAGCAGAGACCUCACUGCCUCGAGUCACCUGGCCCUUCUGGCCCCUCAGGAGCAAUGAGGGACCCCAGAGGAGUGACCCCUGUUUUGAGAAGUCUGCUGAGAGUCUAACCCAUUGAACAUGAAUGUUUAGAAGUGUUCGCAUGCAGUGCUACUCAUCAGUGGGAAGCCCAUCACGAAAUAGACAUGUGUGCUUUGCUUAUAUCCUGUCUUGCCUAUGUUUCUCCCACCAAGUAAUGUAUUAUCCACAUGGGCAGAUGUAUGAAAGUCAAUGAACACUGUCACUACCUGAAAUUUUGCCCUGCGUGGCAAUAGGCCUGGUGCUUUCUUCCAAUAUUCCCAGCCAUGCUAUUCAAGUGAUAAUUGGUGUACUGUAUCUUUAAAAGGUUAAAACCCCUUUUAAAAAAAAAAAAAGAUCUGGACUCCUAGUGGAAAAGACAAGCUGGGCAUGGGUUGGCUCUGGAUUCGGAAAGCAGCUGCUGAUUAGAUUCUGUGUCUGCGGGCUGAAUUUAUUCCGUGUUUCCAGCAGGAAUUCAAGAGGGAUGCUUCUGUUUGGGUUUCUGAUCGUGAUUUAUAUUUAUUCAGAGGAAUAACAGAGGGUGGAUCUGUUCCCGGCGUGAGCAUGCUCACCACCAGCCGACUCUCCCAUUAUCCCCCUGCCUAGUUUGGUGCUUCAGUGUACAUGAGUAUUCCGUGUGCAUAUGUGUGUAUACAAACACGCAUGCACGCCUGGAUGGACAGACGUACGCACAGGUUAUUUCUUAAGAACAAUUCCUUCAAUAAGGUCUUUACCCCUUACUUGAAACAGGUGUUUAUGAAAAAAAAUGCACUAUAUCCCGACUGACCGGAAUAAUUGAAGAAGGGUGCUGGAUCCGUGGGUCAGAGAACACACAGGACCAGCUUGCUACCCCAAGGCUGAAGGUCUCCCUCUGACAGCCUUGAAGCUCUUGAGAAUCUCUGGCCUGCCUUGACCAUGACAUCCCAGCAAGCUCCUGAUAGGAUCAGAGGCACAAACCAAGCUGCCUUGAAGUAGCUCAUGGGAGACUCUCGAGAGCCACUGACCAGGCACACUGUCCCUCCCUCAGGAAGGAGCAGUGCGUAAGCAGAGGCAUUGCAGCAGGAGUGGACAUGAACGCUGGCUUCCAGAGAGAGCAGCGGUUCAGUUUUGGUCACCGGAAGUGGUGCCUGCAGCGCAGAAGACCGUGAUUUCUCCUCUGAGGUGUUAAUCUCCAGUACAGAAUUCAAAGCAGAAGAGGGCCGCUCCAGCAUCCAUCGUGGCAUCUCUCCAGCCCGGACUAGGCAUGACAGACCCAUGGACACAGGUGUCUCUGCCCUCCAGCUGUUCAUAUAGCACACAGGGGACUCGUGGGGGCCACUCGUCACUCAAAUCCACUCAAUGGCAAUACUGACAUCUUCCAUGCUGUUUUCAAGACAGACGUUCAGGCAGAAAAAUGCCAGUGUGCUUUCUGUCUGCAGAGUAGAGGGCUAUGCCACACCAAAAUGAACAGUGUGGGCCCCGGGACCUGCUCUGAGUCCACUUGCAGCCACUGACACUUGAGGGGAUAAAAAGCCCAGCCCCAAAGCCACCGUGGGGUUGGCUUCCACAGCUCUUGACCAAUGUGGCCAAAGCUAGACACUUCGGGACACUUGGAUUAUUCAUAAAUGCGACCUACCCCGAACUCCCUGAGUAGCAUCUGAAGUCUUGUAAAGGUCAUGGAUCCUGACCAAAGCAUCAAGGGCACCAAGAAGGCUGAUGGAAGUCCCCGGAAGCGGCUGACCAAAGGAGAGGCCAUUCAGACUAGUGUUUCUUCCAGCACUCCAUACCCAGGCAGCAGCACUACUGCUUCCUCAGAGGGUGCCAGCCAGGAGCUCCUAGCCCCGCAGCCUUUCUCAGGCCCCUCAGUGGCUCUUAGGGAAGGCGCUCAGGAGAAAACGGGUCAGCAGCAGAAGCCUCCCCGGAGGCCAUCCAUCGAGGCCUCGGCCCACAUCCCGCAGCUUCCGCAGCACCCUCUGACACCAGCAUUCAUGUCCCCUGGCAAACCAGAGCAUCUCCUCGAGGGGUCCACAUGGCAGCUGGUCGACCCCACAAGACCUGGACCCUCAGGCUCCUUUGUGGCCCCAGGGCUGCAUCCACAGAGCCAGCUCCUCCCAUCCCAUGCUUCUAUCCUUCCUCCUGAGGACCUGCCUGGCAUCCCUAAGGUCUUCGUGCCUCGUCCCUCACAGGUCUCCCUGAAGCCCACAGAAGAGGUACACAAGAAAGAGAGGAAACCGCAGAAGCCGGGCAAGUACAUAUGUCAGUACUGCAGCCGGCCCUGCGCCAAGCCCAGUGUGCUCCAGAAACACAUUCGCUCACACACAGGUGAGAGGCCCUACCCCUGUGGCCCCUGUGGCUUCUCCUUCAAGACCAAAAGUAACCUCUACAAGCACAGGAAGUCCCAUGCCCACCGCAUCAAAGCUGGCCUGGCCUCUGGCUCCAGCAGUGAGAUGUACCCCCCUGGGCUGGAGAUGGAGAGGAUCCCUGGGGAAGAGUUUGAGGAACCCACUGAGGGAGAAAGCACGGACUCUGAGGAGGAAACUGGUGCCACGUCAGGUCCCUCCACAGAUGUUCUCCCCAAAUCUAAGCACCCCCUGCUCUCAAGUAGUUUGUACAGCUCUGGGAGCCACGGUUCCAGCCAGGAACGCUGCUCCCAGUCAAGCACUGCACCAUCGCUGGAAGACCCCACCCCAUUUGCAGAAGCCUCAUCGGAACAUCCCCUGAGCCAUAAACUGGAAGACACGCACACCAUCAAGCAGAAGCUGGCACUCCGCCUGAGUGAGAGGAAGAAGCUGAUCGAGGAGCAGACAUUCCUGAGCCCAGGGAGCAAAGGCAGCACGGAGUCUGGGUAUUUCUCACGCUCUGAGAGCGCUGAGCAGCAGGUCAGCCCCCCCAACACCAAUGCCAAGUCCUACGCAGAGAUCAUCUUCGGCAAGUGUGGACGGAUUGGGCAGCGGACCUCCAUGCUGGCAUCCACCUCCACCCAGCCCCUACUGCCUCUGUCUGCUGAAGACAAGCCCAGCCUGGUGCCUUUGUCUGUGCCCAGGACACAGGUGAUUGAACACAUCACCAAGCUCAUCACCAUCAAUGAGGCUGUGGUGGACACCAGUGAGAUCGACAGCGUGAAGCCCAGGAGGAGUUCCCUAACCAGGCGCAGCAGCGUGGAGUCCCCAAAAUCCAGCCUCUACCGGGAGUCACUAUCGUCCCACGGGGAGAAGACAAAACAGGAACAAUCACUGCUGAGCCUUCAGCACCCACCCAGCUCCACGCACCCCGUGCCUCUGCUGAGAAGCCACUCAAUGCCUUCUGCCGCCUGCACCAUCAGCACCCACCACCACACCUUCCGCGGUAGCUACUCCUUUGAUGACCACAUUGCUGACCCCGAGGUCCCCAGCCGCAGCACUCCCGUAUUUACCUCCCACCCACGGAUGCUAAAGCGCCAGCCAGCCAUUGAAUUACCUUUGGGAGGUGAGUACAGUUCCGAGGAGCCUGGACCAAGCAGCAAAGACCCCAUCACCAAGCCCUCCGAUGAACCAGAACCCAAGGAAAGCGACCUUACCAAAAAGACAAAGAAGGGGUUGAAAACGAAAGGCGUGAACUAUGAAUGUACCAUCUGCGGUGCUCGGUACAAAAAGAGAGAUAAUUAUGAAGCUCAUAAGAAGUACUACUGCUCUGAGCUCCAGAUCACUAAAGCCCACCCUGCAGGUGCUCAUGAAGUGGAAAAGACUCAGGCUGAGCCUGAGCCUUGGUCCCAGAUGAUGCAUUAUAAACUGGGGGCCACAUUGGAACUCACCCCACUGAGAAAAAGGCGAAAGGAAAAGAGCCUUGGGGAUGAGGAAGAGCCGCCUGGCUUCAGCAGCCCUGGCCCAUCAGACACAGCCCAUAACCUUCCCCUGGAGUCUACCAAGUCACCAGCAGAAGCAAGCAAAUCAGUACCCACUUUAGAGGGACCCACGAGCUUCCAGCCCAGGACCCCCAAGCCAGGAUCUGGGUCAGAACCAGGGAAGGAGAGGAGAACGAUGUCCAAAGAAAUUUCCGUCAUCCAGCACACCAGCUCCUUUGAGAAGUCUGACCCACCAGAGCAGCCAGGCAGCCUGGAAGAAGACAAGCCCCUGGCCCCGUUCUCAUCCCCGCCACCUGCCCCGCACGGACGCUCCGCUCACUCCCUGCAGCCGAGGUUGGUUCGCCAGCCCAACAUUCAGGUUCCAGAGAUCCUUGUGACCGAAGAACCAGACAGGCCCGACACAGAGCCUGAGCCACCCCCAAAGGAGCCUGAGAAGACAGAAGAGUUCCAGUGGCCCCAGCGCAGCCAGACACUGGCACAGCUCCCAGCAGAGAAGCUGCCACCCAAGAAAAAGAGACUACGCCUGGCUGAGAUGGCGCAGUCCUCAGGGGAGUCCAGCUUUGAGUCCUCCGUGCCUCUGUCUCGAAGCCCAAGCCAGGAGAGCAGCAUUUCUCUGAGUGGCUCCAGCCGCUCAGCUUCAUUUGACAGGGAAGACCACGGAAAAGCUGAGACCCCCGGACCCCUAUCAGACACACGCUCCAAAACCUUGGGCACCCACAUGCUGACUGUCCCCAGCCACCACCCACAUGCCCGAGAGAUGAGAAGGUCAGCCUCAGAGCAGAGCCCCAAUGUGCCCCAUUCCUCACACAUGACUGAGACCCGAAGCAAAUCCUUUGACUACGGCAGCUUGUCCCCAACAGGACCAUCUGUAGCAGUGCCUGCAGCUCCUCCACCCCCAGCCGCCCCACCAGAAAGAAGAAAAUGCUUUCUGGUAAGACAGGCCUCCCUGAGCAGACCUCCAGAAGCAGAGCUGGAAGCCACCCCCAAGGGAAAACAAGAGAGCAGUGAGGAGCCCUCAGCCAGCAAGCCUUCCACAAAAAGUUCCAUGCCCCAGAUCUCUGUGGCCACUAUACAAGGUGGGCUCUCAGGAAGCAAGAGCCAGAUGCAGGACAGACCUCCACUGGGGUCCAGCCCACCCUACACAGAAGCUCUGCAAGUGUUCCAACCUCUUGGCACCCAACUGCCCCCUCCAGUCUCCCUCUUCUCCUUGCAACAGCUUUUGCCCCAGGAGCAAGAACAGUCCUCUGAGUUCUUCCCCACGCAGGCAAUGGCUGGCCUCCUCUCCUCCCCAUACUCUGUGCCCCCACUCCCACCUUCAUUGUUCCAAGCCCCACCACUUCCUCUACAGCCUACUGUGCUACACCCCAGCCAGCUCCCUCCCCAGCUCUUGCCCCAUGCUGCAGAUCCCUUCCAACAGCCCCCUUCCUUUCUCCCCAUGCCAUGCCCUGCCCCCUCAACCCUCUCUGGAUAUUUUCUCCCUCUGCAAUCCCAGUUUGCACUGCAACUCCCUGGUGAAAUAGAAAGCCACCUGCCCUCAAUCAAAACCAGCCUGCCCCCUCUGGCAACAGGACCUCCUGGCCCCUCCAGUAGCACAGAAUAUAGUAGUGACAUCCAACUGCCGCCUGUGACUCCCCAAGCCACCUCCCCAGCUCCUACAUCAGCCUCACCACUGGCCCUGCCUGCCUGUCCAGAUGCUAUGGUGUCACUGGUUGUUCCUGUCCGCAUCCAAACCCACAUGCCAUCCUAUGGGAGUGCCAUGUAUACCACUUUGUCUCAGAUCUUGGUCACACAGUCUCCAGGUAGCUCAACAAGCAUGGCUCUUACCAAGUAUGAGGAACCCUCCUCCAAAAGCAUGACUGUUUGUGGGGCUGAUGUAUAUGAGGCUGAGCCUGGGCCAUCUAGCAUAAGCAAGGAACAAAGCAGAGGUUUUCAGACACCAUAUCUGAGAGUACCUGAAAGGAAAGGCACUUCACUGUCUUCUGAGGGCAUCCUCAGCCUGGAGGGGUGCUCAUCCACAGCCAGUGGAAGCAAGCGUGUCCUUUCCCCAGCUGGCAGUCUUGAACUUACCAUGGAAACCCAGCAGCAAAAACGGGUAAAGGAAGAGGAAGCUUCCAAGGCAGAUGAAAAACUGGAGCUUGUGAGUACCUGUAAUGUUGUGCUAACCAGUACAGAGGACAGGAAGAAGACAGAGAAAACCCAUGUGGGAAGCCAAGGCCGAAGCAGGAGGGAGGCAGAAACACUGUCCAGCUUGUCUUCAGAUGUAUCUGACCCAAAAGAACUUUCUCCCCUCUCUCAGUCCACAUUGUCCCAUGGGACAGCCCCAGGCUCAGAAGCUCUGAAAGAAUAUGCCCAACCAUCUAGCAAAGCUCACCGAAGAAGUCUGCCUCCACUGAGUGUAAAGAAAGAAGACCCAAAGGAACAGACUGACCUCCCUCCCCUGGCACCGCCUAGUUCUCUGCCUCUGUCAGAUACUUCCCCUAAACCAGCCAAAUUGCAAGAAGGUACAGACUCAAAGAAGGUACUGCAGUUCCCCAGCCUCCACACGACCACUAAUGUCAGUUGGUGCUAUUUAAACUACAUUAAGCCAAAUCACAUCCAGCAUGCAGAUAGGAGGUCCUCUGUUUACGCUGGUUGGUGCAUAAGUUUGUACAACCCCAACCUUCCAGGGGUUUCCACUAAAGCUGCUUUGUCCCUCCUGAGAUCUAAGCAGAAGGUGAGCAAAGAGACAUAUACCAUGGCCACAGCUCCACAUCCUGAGGCAGGAAGGCUGGUUCCAUCCAACUCCCGAAAGCCCCGCAUGACAGAGGUGCACCUCCCGUCGCUGGUUUCCCUGGAGAGCCAGAAAGACCCAGCUAGAGUGGAGAAGGAAGAAAAGGCAGAGGAAGGUACUCCCACUUCCAAGAGAGGCGAGCCGACGAGGGUCAAGAUCUUCGAAGGAGGGUACAAAUCAAACGAGGAGUAUAUAUAUGUGCGAGGCCGCGGCCGAGGGAAGUAUGUCUGUGAGGAGUGUGGAAUUCGCUGCAAGAAACCCAGCAUGCUGAAGAAACACAUCCGCACCCACACUGACGUCCGACCCUAUGUGUGCAGGCACUGUCACUUUGCUUUUAAAACCAAAGGGAAUCUGACUAAGCACAUGAAGUCGAAAGCCCACAGCAAAAAGUGCCAAGAGACGGGGGUGCUGGAGGAGCUGGAAGCCGAAGAAGGAACCAGUGACGACCUGCUCCAGGACUCAGAGGGGCGCGAGGGCUCCGAAGCUGUGGAGGAGCACCAGUUUUCAGACCUGGAGGACUCUGACUCAGACUCAGACCUGGAUGACGAUGAAGAGGAGGAGGAGGAGGAGGAAGAGGAGGAGAGCCAGGAUGAGCUGUCCAGGCCAUCCUCAGAGGCAGCUCCACUCUGCCUGUCAGCCACACUACAGGAGGACUCCUCCCCGAUUCGGGGCCCUCAGCCUCCAGAUGCCACUUCAGACGCGGCCCCGCAAGGCAGCUCCACCUCAGAAGCCACGCGUCUGACAGCCAGCAGCUGUUCCACACCCAGCCAGGGUACCCAAGGCCUUCCCCGGCUGGGACUGGCCCCAGUGGAGAAAGGCACGAGCUCAGCCCUGAGUGCCAAGGCCACAUCCCCUAGGAGGCCGUGGUCCCCAAGCAAAGAAGCAGGCAGCCGCCCCUCACUCACUCGCAAACAUUCACUCACCAAAACCGACUCAUCUCCCCAGCGAUGCUCACCGGCCCGAGCUCAGGCCUCAGUCACGAGCACACCUGGUCCCCAGACGGGCCCAGGAAGGGACCUAAGUCCUCACCUUUGUGGGUCUCCGAGACCAGAGUUGUCCUGUCUGACUCCCUACCCCAUAGGAAGAGAGGUGCCCGCUGGACUUGAGAGUGCCACAGUCACAGGCACCCCCAGAUGUUCACCCACCAGGAGACGGUCCCUGGGUCGGGCCGAGUCAUCGCCGCCGCACACAGUGCUGCCCGGGACGUGGGCCCUAGCUGGGCCCUGCAGCCCCUCAGUGGACACGUAUGGCCUGGGCUUGGGGCCGGUUCCACGGGCUCUCCUCCAGCCCGUGCCUCUACCUCACACACUUCUCAGCAGAAGCCCGGAAAUGUGCGCCUCUGCAUGGAAGACUGAAUCCCGAAGUCCAUCAGCUGGUCCUGCUCCUCUCUCUUCCCGACCAUCCUCUGCCCCUCAUGACUUCCACGGCCACCUCCCUAGCCGAAGUGAGGAGAACCUCUUCAGCCACCUGCCUCUGCAUUCCCAGCACCUGAACCGCGCCCCCUACCCCCUCAUUCCCAUCGGUGGGAUCCAAAUGGUACAGGCCCGACCAGGAGCCCACCCCACCCUGCUGUCAGGACCCUGUGCAGCCUGGGUCAGUGGCUUCUCAGGGGGUGGCAGUGACCUAACUGGGGCCCGAGAGGCCCAGGAGCGCAGCCGCUGGAGUCCCACGGAGAGCCCUUCAGCAUCAGUGUCCCCUGUGGCCAAGGUCUCCAAGUUUACACUCUCUUCAGAGCUGGAGGAGGAAAGGACCAGCCGAGGCCCAGGAAGACCUCCUGCCUGGGAACCUCACAGGGCUGAAGCCCCUGCAGAACCCAUGGGCACACACAGCCCCUGCCCCCCACAGCUGCCCCAAGGGCACCCGGUGGCACCAUCCUGGAGGGGCCUCCUGGAAUCACCACACGCACUGGCCAACCUAAAGGCCUCAAGCUUCCCGCCACUGGACCGCAGCAGCUCCAUGGACUGCCUGGCAGAGACCUCCACUUGCUUUCCACCCCGGAGCAGGAACCUCUCUGGAGAACCCAGGACCCGCCCAGACUCCCCUGAGCUCUUAGGUAGAGGGGAGCUCAGGACACCUCUAUUCCUGCCCAAGGAUAGCGGCCCCCCAAGCAUCUAAGCCUCUGCAGUACUUCAGCGCUGGCCUCAGUGUUCGGCAGCAGACACUUCCUGCCAACUGCCUGGAGUCAUACUGCUCCCGCGGGCAUCCUCUCCCAUCUGUCCAUCUGUCCAUCUGUCCAUGCAGCUUCUGCUCAGCCCCGUCUGUUCUAUUUUUCCACAUAUGCAGUUACCUGUGCCUUUUUCUAGACAUUUUGUUGCUUGAAAAAAAAAUCACACACAUCCAUAAACGAAACGAAACAAACACAUCCACGAGGA
Molecule: messenger RNA, 10723 nt
Organism: Rattus rattus (black rat)
Lineage: Eukaryota; Metazoa; Chordata; Mammalia; Rodentia; Muridae
Gene: Hivep3
Product: HIVEP zinc finger 3
Biological process (GO): regulation of transcription by RNA polymerase II
Cellular component (GO): nucleus
Molecular function (GO): RNA polymerase II cis-regulatory region sequence-specific DNA binding; DNA-binding transcription factor activity, RNA polymerase II-specific
Source: RefSeq, a predicted model, not a curated record